Molecule: messenger RNA, 5495 nt
Organism: Pungitius pungitius (ninespine stickleback)
Lineage: Eukaryota; Metazoa; Chordata; Actinopteri; Perciformes; Gasterosteidae
Gene: upf2
Product: UPF2 regulator of nonsense mediated mRNA decay
Biological process (GO): nuclear-transcribed mRNA catabolic process, nonsense-mediated decay
Cellular component (GO): cytoplasm; exon-exon junction complex
Molecular function (GO): protein binding; RNA binding
Source: RefSeq, a predicted model, not a curated record
UUUUCAAUAAGGCAAAAUUUGUAGAACCAACAUUAGGAGGUCCUGCUGACGUUCACACGGAAACCAACGCUAAUGACCGAUGUUUGUUAUGCUACAAUUAGCAGUAUGCCUGCUGAACGCAAGCGCUCAGUAAACAUGGACGAGAAAGACGUUUGCACCUUCAGCAGCAAGGAGAAGGACAGAGAUGGUGAGAGAAGACCAGCGUCCGCACGAGACAAAGCGAAAGACGAGGCCAAGAUGAGCGGCAAAAAAGACGGGGGCAAGGAGGAGAAGAGGAAGCGCCUGGAGGAGGAGAAGAAAAAAAAGGAGGAAAAAGAGCGGAGAAAGAAAGAGGAGGAGAAGCAGAAAGCGGAGGAAGAGCAGAAGAAGAAAGAGGAGGAGGAUAAGAGACAGCAGGAGGAGGAGGAGAAGAAGCUUCAAGAGGAGGAGGCCAGGAGACAACGUGAAGAGGAGGCGGCUCUCCUGAAGGAAAAGGAGGAGGGACAUCAGCUGCACCAGGAGGCCUGGGAGCGCAAUCAGAGCAGGAAGGAGCUCCGCAGCAAGAACCAGAACGCCCAGGAGGGUCGGCCCGAGGAGGCCUUCUUCAGCCGCCUGGACUCCAGCCUCAAAAAGAACACGGCCUUUGUGAAGAAGCUGCGCACGCUUACCGAGCAGCAGCGGGACUCGCUCUCCCACGACUUCGGCUCUCUGAACCUCAGCAAGUACAUCGGCGAGGCCGUGAGCUCCGGUGAGGCCAAGCUGAAGAUCUCCGACGUGGGCUGCGCCGUCCACCUGUGCUCCCUCUUCCACCAGCGGUACACCGAGUUCGCCCCGUUGCUGCUGCAGGCGUGGAAGAAGCACUUCGAGGCCAGGAAGGAGGACAAGUCGCCCAACGUGAGCAAGCUGCGCACCGACCUGCGCUUCAUCGCCGAGCUCACCAUCGUCGGCCUCUUCACCGACAAGGAGGGCCUGUCUCUGAUCUACGAGCAGCUGAAGAGCAUCAUCGAUCCCGACCGGGAGACGCACACCCACGUGUCGGUGGUGAUCAGCUUCUGCAAGCACUGCGGGGACGACAUCGCCGGCCUGCUGCGCAAGGUCAAACUGGCCGCCGAGAAGUUCGGCCUGGGCUUCCCUCCCAGCGAGAUCAUCAGCACAGAGAAACAGCAGCCCUUCCAGAACCUCCCGGAGUACUUCACCUCGCUCACCAAGCACCUGAAAGACCACCGCGAGCUGCAGAACACCGAGAGCAGAACAGGUGCGCGCAUCUUGCACUCCAAAGGGGAGCUGAGCGAGGACCGACACAAGCAGUACGAGGAGUUCGCCACCUCGUACCAGAAGCUGCUGGCCAACACCCAGUCUCUGGCGGACCUGCUGGACGAGAACAUGCCCGAGUUGCCUCAGGACAAGACCGUGCAGGAGGAGCACGGCCCCGGCAUCGACAUCUUCACCCCCGGCAAGCCCGGAGAGUACGACCUGGAGGGCGGGAUCUGGGAGGAUGAGGACGCCCGCAACUUCUACGAGAACUUGGUGGACCUGAAGGCCUUCGUCCCCGCCAUCCUCUUCAAGGACAACGAGAAGAGCGGCCAGGGCAAAGACAAGGACGACGCCAAGACCGCCCUGCUGUCGCUGUCCGGUUCAGAUGGCAAAGACGGAAGGACGCGGCGGGCACCUCCACCACCCCCACCCCACCACCCAGAGGAGCUAGAGCUUGAGCUGGAGGCUCUGGACAUCGCGGACGAACCUCUGGCUGAGGGACCGGACGAGGCGGAGAGCGAAGAGCUGGCCAAGAAGCUGCUGGACGAGCAAGAACAAGAGGACGAAGAGGCCAACACCGGGUCCCACUUGAAGCUGAUCGUGGACGCCUUCAUCCAGCAGCUCCCCAACUGCGUCAACAGAGACCUCAUCGACAAGGCUGCCAUGGACUUCUGCAUGAACAUGAACACCAAGUCCAACAGGAGGAAGCUGGUCCGAGCCCUCUUCACCGUGCCCAGGCAGAGGUUGGACCUUCUGCCCUUCUACUCUCGCCUGGUGGCGACUCUUCACCCGUGCAUGUCGGACGUGGCCGAGGACCUGUGCUCCAUGCUGAAGGGAGACUUCAGGUUUCACAUCCGGAAGAAGGACCAGAUCAACAUCGAGACCAAAAACAAAACCGUCAGAUUCAUCGGGGAACUGGCCAAGUUCAAGAUGUUCUCCAAAACCGACACGCUGCAUUGUCUCAAGAUGCUGCUGUCCGACUUCACCCACCACCACAUAGAGAUGGCGUGCACGCUGCUGGAGACCAGCGGCCGCUUCCUCUUCAGAUCCCCCGACUCUCACCUGCGGACCAGCGUCCUGCUGGAGCAAAUGAUGCGUAAAAAGCAGGCCCAGCAUCUGGACGCCCGCUACGUGACCAUGGUGGAGAACGCCUACUACUACUGCAACCCCCCCCCCAUGGAGAAGACGGUGAGGAAGAAGAGGCCGCCGCUGCAGGAGUACAUCCGCAAGCUGCUCUACAAGGACCUGUCCAAGGUCACCACGGAGAAGGUGCUGAGGCAGAUGCGCAAGCUGCCCUGGCAGGACCCCGAGGUCAAGAGCUACCUGAUCUGCUGCAUGGUCAACAUCUGGAACGUCAAGUACAACAGCAUCCACUGCGUGGCCAACCUGCUGGCCGGCCUGGUGGCCUACCAGGAGGACGUGGGCAUCCACUGCGUGGACGGAGUCCUGGAGGACAUCCGGCUGGGCAUGGAGGUCAACCAGCCCAAGUUCAACCAGCGGCGCAUCAGCAGCGCCAAGUUCCUGGGCGAGCUGUACAACUACCGCAUGGUGGAGUCCGCCGUCAUCUUCCGCACCCUCUUCUCCUUCAUCUCCUUCGGGAUCAACCAGGACGGCAGCCCCAGCGCCCUGGACCCCCCCGAGCACCUGUUCCGCAUCCGCCUGGUCUGCACUCUGCUCGACACCUGCGGCCAGUACUUUGACCGCGGCUCCAGCAAGAGGAAGCUGGACUGCUUCCUCUUCUACUUCCAGCGGUACAUCUGGUGGAAGAAGAGCACGGAGGUUUGGACCAAAGAUCAUCCGUUCCCCAUCGACAUCGACUACAUGAUCAGCGACACGCUGGAGCUGCUGCGGCCCAAGAUGAGGCUCAGCUGCUCCCUGGAGGACGCCACCAAGCAGGUCACCGAGCUGGAGAGGGAGGUGCUCGUCAAACUAGGUCUGGCCAUGGGGAGGGACGGUCGCUCCAGCGCCUUGAGCGAGGAGGACGACGAUGGCGACGAUGACGAGGAGGGCGGCGCUGAGACCGAAGAGCAGUCGGGCAACGAGAGCGAGAUGAACGAGCAGGAGGAGGACGAGGGGUCCGAGAACGAAGAAGAGGAGCGCGAGGAAGAGGAAGAAGAGAACACCGACUACCUGACCGACUCCAACAAAGAGAAUGAGACGGACGAGGAGAACAACGAGGUCACCAUCCGCGGCGGCGGGCUGAAGCACGUGGCGUGCGCCGAGGACGAGGACUUCAUCCAGGCUCUGGAUAAGAUGAUGCUGGAGAACCUGCAGCAGCGCAGCGGCGAGACGGUGAAGGUGCACCAGCUGGACGUGGCCAUCCCGCUGCAGCUGAAGAGCCAGCUGAAGAAGGGCGGCUCCAGGGAGCCGUGCAUCGGCGAGGACGAGGCCGACGCCUCCGACACCAUGCAGUUUGUCAUGCUGACACGCAAGGGCAACAAGCAGCAGUACAAGAUCCUGAACGUGCCCCUCUCGUCCCACCUGGCGGCGAACCACUUCAACCAGCAGCAGGCCGAGCAGGAGGAGCGCAUGAAGAUGAAGAAGCUCACGCUGGACAUCAACGAGAGGCAGGAGCAGGAGGACUACCAGGAGAUGCUGCAGUCCCUCGCGCAGCGCCCGGCUCCGGCCAACACCAACCGGGAGCGCCGGCCUCGCUACCAGCACCCGAAAGGCGCCCCCAACGCCGACCUCAUCUUCAAGACCGGGGGAAGGAGACGCUGACGGGAGUCCCGCUCCGGGGUGAUCGGACGAGCGAGCGAUUGAACAAGCAAGAAAGAGGGAGAGAGAGAGCGAGCGAGAGAGAGAUCGGAGGGGAAGCCGGUCUGAAGAGGGAACGAGUCCUCCAGACGCCCCCCCUCCCCCCUAAAGGCCCCCCCACACCCCGCCGGGACUGAAAGGAAACCCUGGACCGGAUCACACCGUCCUCUCCCUGCCGAAAGGCCGCCAAGCCUCAACGGGGACUAAACCUAAAGGGUCAGAGGUCACAAGGUGUGUGUGUGUAUGUGUGAGGGGGGGGGGAUCGAGAAAGAUGACCUCCCUCCUUUUUUUUGGCAAGUAAAAUGAAAAGAAAUCCACAUCGGUCUGGAUCGGAACUAGAAAAGCCGCGUGGCAGCAGCGCGGCGACCGGAAGCGGCGGUGUCGGGACAGGACCCCCCCCACCCCCCCCCACCUCACCUCACCUCACCCCCCCACCCCACCACACACCCCCGCGCUCCACACCGGGUGCAAGAAAAAGAAGAAGAAAACGGACGCUCGAAAAGCAGCAAGUGGAUAGAAGUUCUUCAGGAGGAAAGUGAGGGACGUUCUCCUCUUUUUGGGGUUGUUUGAUUCUUGAAGGAAACAUCUGCACUCGGUCGUCAAGGCGACGCCUGUUUCUGAAACGUGGGCCGAUGGUGCGAGACUCGAGUGGUCGGCUGGUUAUAUUGAGGAUAUUAAUCCUCAUUUUUGGGUCGUUAUAAUUUGGUAACACUUUGUUUUAGUUGCUGUAAAGAAAAAAAACUCAUUUGGCUCCAAUUGUUGAGGAAAACCGACGCUGAUCUGAGAAGAUUCACAACAUUUAAAGGCACAUUCCAGACUUCUGUAGCUUCUGUUUGAUGUCGUAGUCCGUCCAAAAUAUUUGGGGUUUUUGAGCCGUGAAUUUCAAUUCUUUUCAUUUUUACCGUUUAUAAAUAUGAAUGAAUAUGAAUCGAGAAAAUAAUCAAUAAUUAAAACAUUUUCCUUACAUUCAUAAAAAAUAUGUAUAUUAUUUUCCAGGAUCUCGCCUACAAUUGAUAAGCGCUUUUACAAAAUGAACAUCUGUAAAAUAAAGAGUUUAUUCCGAUAAAUGCUGUACAUUUUGAGAUGUAGCUACAAUUAAUAAUCAUUUAGCCUCCAGUGCAAAGACGCUACUAAUCAUCUGCACUGUGAACAUGUGAAGCUGCUGUUAGCGUAGCUUAGCACAAAGGCUGUAAGCGGGGGGAGCCGUUAGCGCGGCGUCCACGUACCGACGCCUUUCCACUUCUGUCCUGCUGAGUUUUCCCUCCUCUCAGAACCAGGAGCAUCUCAGCGCUGAUUCGACAACAUUCGUUUUGCUUUGUGGUGGAAGAAGAAGAAGAAGAAGAAGAAGUAGUUCAGCCUGGUUGUUUUAUGUGAGCGAUGGAUUCAUGUUCUCGGCUGCAUGGCUCUUUUUGUCAUUUGUAGUGAAAUCCAUUCCGUCAGGGAGUCAUGGUACACAAUCUGUACAAUAAAUGUUUGAAGGUCGUUGCUGUUUCUUCAGGAAUGAG